AUGAGGUCCUAUGAUGGCGAGAGUAGCUCGACGGAGGACGACGAUCGCAGGGAGGGCCUACCAGAGGCGCAUCUGCAGCAAGGAUCCUGGCAACGUACCGCGUCACAUCCUACCUGGGCCUGGGAGCAUCGAAAUGCCCAUCCACUGCCUCCACAAUCCGCGGCAGCUCUCGAGUCCGUGUAUUCGACACCAGGGGCCUCGCACUCGGGUGUGUCAGGUCCCCCAGCAGCGUACUCAUCAGAGCACACUCAAAGCGCACCAGGACGAAGAACUCCGCUGGGUACCGUAGGUCUCGGUGGCUUUUAUUUUCAGCAGCAGCCGCAACCCCACGCCUCGUCGAGCGCGUUAUCUGAUGAAAAUCGGCCAGAUGAAAGACCUUCAGGUUCUCGACUAAACUGCCCUCCGAAGUCAAAGACGACUCGUCAGGGGAAAAGCGUAAGGUUGAACAUUAACGCACGAGAGCGCAGGAGAAUGCACGAUUUGAAUGACGCACUGGACGAGCUUCGCUCCGUCAUCCCUUAUGCUCACAGCCCUUCGGUAAGGAAGCUGUCCAAGAUAGCCACCCUCCUGCUGGCGAAAAAUUACAUCCUUAUGCAAGGAAACGCCUUGGAGGAGCUCCGAAGAGUAAUCGCCGUCCUGCAAUCACCGCACGCGCACACCACCGCCUUGCCACCUACGCCGGUCUCCUACGAUCUCCUGCAGGGAUUUCCCGGCAAGUUGUUCCAAGGGGUGCAAGAGAUGCAGGGACUACCCGCGAGCGAACCUCAGAUCGUGACCGGCCCUCCGACUGACGGCACGGUAGCCAGCGGAGAAUCGAACUAA
This is a messenger RNA of Cyphomyrmex costatus, 822 nucleotides long. It is a transcript of the gene Oli, whose product is annotated as basic helix-loop-helix family member olig. Lineage: Eukaryota; Metazoa; Arthropoda; Insecta; Hymenoptera; Formicidae. Gene Ontology annotation, molecular function: protein dimerization activity; DNA-binding transcription factor activity, RNA polymerase II-specific; E-box binding. Gene Ontology annotation, biological process: sensory organ development; axon development; positive regulation of transcription by RNA polymerase II. The coding region runs from base 1 to 822 and encodes 273 amino acids. Gene Ontology annotation, cellular component: nucleus. The record is from RefSeq and is a predicted model, not a curated record. The transcript is spliced from 4 exons.